ACUUCAAUGGGAACGGUGUGUGACUUGUGUCAAACCUCAUCAUCAGAUCCCUAAAUCACCAUCAUCGUGGAUUCAACCCUAAAUCACCAUCAUCAUCUGAUUUCAAACCAGUGAUUAUCCUUUCUAAUUCUUCCUGUUUUCACCACUAAUUUGCCUACACCUUCAGCAUCAGAUCCCUCUGUUUGAUUGGGGUGAUAUUUAAUGGGCUCACCCGAACGCGUAAAAGGUCACGUGAAACGGGAUAUAGAAGAUAGUUCAGGUGGCAGAGAUGACGAAGCAUGGGAAGCUGACGAGAGAAGAAAACGGAGGUCGGGAAAGUCAAAGCAACCCGGAAGUGGAGAGGAAAACGAGGGAGGGGAAAAUAACGGAAGAAAGGAGAAAAGCGAGAGUAGAAAGAGGCCAGGUGGCGCCAGCAAGGCAGUGAGUGAGGAGGAUGAUUAUGAGUCACGGAAAGAAUCACGAGCAAAACAAAUGAAAAAGAAACAAGAAGAGAGUGCUUUGGAGUCGUUAAGCAAUUGGUAUCAAGACGGAGACGGUGAAAACCGACAUGAUGGUGGAGAAAGAAGCGAGAGAAGAAAGUCAACUUCUAAGUUGACCGGCCGUGAGAGUUCUCAAAGCAGAAGUAAGGUUAAAGAUGAAAGAAUGCAUGACGUCGAGCCGCCAGAAAAGGAUACGCGAAAAGAAGGAAGAAAUCCGAGAAAAAGAUGGGAUGAUGCGAAUAUUGGCGACAAGGUAGAAGAAAGUAAAAAUUAUGCGGAAAAAUACGAUAAAAAAACCGGACACGGUGAAGGUGAUAAAAAUCUUAAAUACCAUGAAAAAGACGAAAAAAGAAGUGAAACUGAUGACAUGUCAGGUAAGGAGAAAGUUGAUACAGCUGAAAGAUCCUAUAAUGCUGACGAGGAUAGCAGCACAUUGAAACGGGACAAGGGUAAAAAAGACAUUGAUCGCUCUACAAGGUCUAGGACACCUGAGAGAAGCACAAGACGUCAUCACGAUAGUGAAUACAGUGAAAUGGAUUCUGACAAAAGUGGCAGUUACAGAAGGAAGGAUCUAGAAAAAGACAGUUACAGGGAUGAAAGAUCACGAGGAAGAGAUGACAGCUGGAAAAGAAGGCAGGAAACAAAAGACGGUGAUGCCCCUUAUGACUAUACUAGAGAUUGGGAGUCACCAUCUCAAAGACGUGGUCGUGAUCGUGAUCGGGUCGACCCGGAAAGACAUAUGGGUCGGAACAGGACCUAUGAUGUGAUAGAGAUCGAAACUAAAGCUUAUGAUGAUUAUGGGAGGAAGAAUGAAGUUGAUGAGCAAUCUGCUAUUGCAAGAAACACUGAUGAUCAAUCUGUUGAAGGUUCAAAAGAUCGAUAUGGAGACGAUAGAAAUAAGGAUGAUAUCGAGGGCGGGAUAGGUAGAGGGCAAAAAGGUAAUUUACCCAGUCGUCCAGGUGGCGGCUGGCAAGGACAGUCUAACAACAGAAUGGGGAGAGGAGGAAGGGUACGGCCCACCGGGAGAGACAGUCAACCAGUCAACAUGCAAGUGCCAAUGAUGGGGUCACCUUUCGGACCACUCGGGAUGCCGCCACCUGGCGGCAUGCAACCACUUACUCCCGCCAUGUCACCUGGUCCCGGUCCUCCCAUGUCUCCAGCUGUCUUUAUCCCGCCGUUUUCUCCUCCCGUUGUUUGGCCUGGAGUUGUCCCACCUGGCGGGCCGUCUGGACCGAUAUUUCCUCCAAAUAUCGGGACCCCACAAAACCCUGCUAUGUUUUUCAACCAACCGGGACCUGUAAGAGGAAUGCCUCCAAACAUCCUGGGCCCUGGUUUCAACCCGUUAGGACCCAUGGGUCGUGGUCAGCAACAGGACAAGGGGCCCGGAGGGUGGAUCCCACCUAGAAACAACGGGCCACCCGGUAAAGCUCCAUCUAGAGGAGAACAAAACGAUUAUUCCCAAAACUUUGUUGACACUGGUAUGCGGCCCCAGAAUUUUAUCAGGGAAUUGGAACUCACUAGUGUUGUUGAAGAUUAUCCAAAGCUUCGGGAGCUUAUACAGAAAAAAGAUGAAAUUGUUGCUAAUUCCGCUUCUGCCCCUAUGUAUUACAAGUGUGAUCUGCGUGAGCAUGUUCUGUCACCCGAGUUUUUCGGGACCAAGUUUGAUGUUAUUCUUGUGGACCCACCUUGGGAGGAAUAUGUUCAUCGGGCUCCUGGUGUUACCGAUCAUAUGGAUUAUUGGACUUUUGAGGAAAUAAUGAAUCUCAAGAUUGAGGCAAUCGCAGACACACCGUGUUUUGUUUUCCUCUGGGUUGGUGACGGAGUUGGCCUUGAGCAGGGUCGACAAUGUCUAAAGAAGUGGGGGUUCCGUAGGUGUGAGGAUAUAUGUUGGGUGAAGACUAACAAAACCACCGCAACACCUGGAUUACGCCAUGAUUCUCAUACUUUAUUUCAGCGUUCAAAGGAGCACUGUUUGAUGGGGAUAAAAGGAACUGUUAGACGCAGCACUGAUGGACACAUAAUUCAUGCCAACAUUGAUACUGAUGUAAUAAUCGCUGAGGAGCCUCCAUACGGCUCUACUGCAAAACCUGAAGAUAUGUACCGAAUUAUCGAGCAUUUUUCACUUGGUCGCCGUAGGCUUGAGCUUUUUGGUGAAGAUCAUAAUAUACGUGCUGGCUGGUUGACCGUCGGUAAAGACUUGUCCUCGUCAAAUUUCAACUCCGAGGGGUAUGUUCGUAAUUUUGCGGAUAAGGAUGGGAAAGUAUGGCAAGGAGGAGGCGGAAGAAACCCACCGCCAGAAGCGGGUCAUCUCGUGCUGACAACUCCAGACAUUGAAGCUCUCAGGCCGAAAUCACCAAUGAAAAACCAACUUCAAAUGCAGCAGCAGUCUCAACAGACGAAUACCAUAUCGCUUACGCCAGGUAGCGGCGGUGGCAACAAGAGGCCAGGUGGCAACGACCCGCUUAGCCACAAUGGACCGGGAAUGAACCAAGAAGCAUCUAGCUCUAAUAUCUCUGGUCCGGUUCCGUGGGGGCCUCCGAUGGGCGGUGUUAUGGGUGGUCCGAAUGAAGGGUUUUUUGAUAACAUGUAUGGUUAUAACGGUCCUUUUGGACCCAUGGGUGGUGAAUUCAUGGAUUUUGAAACCCAGAGAGCCAUGAACAAUAUGAUGUAGCUUAAAACAAUUUUAAAUUGUAUUAUUAGUCUUAUGUUCAUUUCAAUAUUGGGAUGAUCUAUUCUUCACAAUGAUCUUUGACUUUGUUAAAGUCAAAAGUCUCAUCAAUUUACAAAGAUUGUGUAGGCAUUGUUACAAUA
Messenger RNA from Helianthus annuus (common sunflower), 3290 nucleotides. RefSeq names its product N6-adenosine-methyltransferase non-catalytic subunit MTB. The record is from RefSeq and is a predicted model, not a curated record. NCBI's taxonomy places the organism in Eukaryota, Viridiplantae, Streptophyta, Magnoliopsida, Asterales, Asteraceae. The coding region runs from base 202 to 3150 and encodes 982 amino acids. The transcript has 6 exons. Gene Ontology annotation, cellular component: nucleus; RNA N6-methyladenosine methyltransferase complex. Gene Ontology annotation, molecular function: methyltransferase activity; mRNA binding.